Arachis stenosperma is the source of this 839-nucleotide messenger RNA. RefSeq names its product mitochondrial acidic protein MAM33. The record is from RefSeq and is a predicted model, not a curated record. The coding region runs from base 46 to 654 and encodes 202 amino acids. Gene Ontology annotation, cellular component: mitochondrial matrix. The transcript has 3 exons. NCBI's taxonomy places the organism in Eukaryota, Viridiplantae, Streptophyta, Magnoliopsida, Fabales, Fabaceae.
GAAAGUACAAAUGAGGAAACAGAAACACAGAAAAGGAAGUGGGAGAUGGCGAAAUCGGUGAGGAAUCUCACCAAGGGACUCAAAGCUAUUGAAGACUUGGAACUUCUCAAGCUCUUGAGAUCCGAGAUCAGUUUCGAACUUUCUUCUAAUCCAUUUCAGGGUGCCGAAACUGGUUCGUUAGGGGAAUUCGUGGUGGACUAUGAUUCGCCACGGUCAAAAGACGUGGUUUUCCGGAGGAAACUCUAUUCGGGUGAGGAAGUUGCAGUUUCUGCUCAAUUGGGUCCUCCUAACUAUGAUAAUGACCUCGUUUUUCAAAGGAAUGCUUUUGCCAAAGUGUGUGUGAAGAAGCCUUCAUUCAGCUCCAUUUUGCAGUUUGAUUGUCAGGUUUAUCAAGUCGAUGAUAAGAGCUCUGAAUUCAGCAUUGAUGGUGCUUAUUAUCUCAGAUCAUCCAUGUCUUUGAGUCCUUCCAUUUAUAAAGGCCCCUUCUUCAGCGAAUUGGAUAGUAAGUUGCAAGAUGCACUCAAGGAAUACCUCAUAUCUAAAGGUAUUGGAACAAGCCUCACCAAUUUCAUCCUCCACUAUCUACACAAGAAAGAGCAGCAGCAAUAUGUGAAUUGGCUGAAAAAAGGUGAAGAUUUUCUGACCAAAAACUGAGCCAUCUAGUCCAUUUUCUAGGAAAAUUCUACAUAGUUCUGCAGAGUUCCAAUACUGUUAGUAUUGUCACUUGUCAUAGUAAAGGGAAUUGUGUAUCAAAUGCUCAAUUUUUUCUAAUUAUGUUGUCAAUUCUUAUAGCAUUCACAUAAUGACACUGAUGAAUUUAGGUGUAGAAUCAUUUCUUA